CGCAGGCGCACUCCCUGCGCGUUCCCUUUCGCCUCGGCGCCUCCAUCCCUGAUCCUUUGCCGCAGCGUCAGCGCCUACGCCUCUCUUCCUCCAGGUUCUCUUUCUCCUCCGCCUCCUUAGCUCCCUCCGCCUCCGCCGACGCGGCGCCGGGAGCCCGCGCAGAGCCCCGGGCCACACGGUGCCAUGCUGCCUCGGCAGCGGCGCUGAAGGAUGGCAACGCCCGUCCCUCCGCCCUCCCCGCGGCACCUGCGGCUGCUGCGGCUGCUGCUCUCCGGCCUCAUCCUCGGCGCGGCCCUGCGCGGUGCCGCCGCCGGCCGCCCGGAUGUGGCCGCCUGUCCUGGGAGCCUGGACUGUGCCUUGAAGAGACGGGCACGGUGCCCCCCAGGUGCACAUGUCUGUGGGCCCUGCCUUCAGCCCUUCCAGGAGGACCACCAAGGGCUCUGUGUGCCCAGGAUGCGCCAGUCUCCGGGGCACGGCCCCCCCCAGCCCAGACUGGAAGAUGAGAUUGACUUCCUGGCCCAGGAGCUAGCGGGGCAGGAGGCAGGGCGCUGGGGGGUCACGGCCCUGCCCCAGCCUGAGGCGCCCCAUCGGCUCCUGGAGCCUGCAGCCACCCUGGGGCUCUCAGAGCGAGGCCAGGGCCCGGACUUGGGCCUCCACUCCACUCAGGGAGUCCCUGCGCCCACGCCCCGCACCACCUUGGGCUCCCUGGUGUCAUCUGGCCCCGUUCAUAUGUCCCCCCUGAAGGCCCAGGGCGGGCGUGGUGACGGCCUCACCCUCGUGUUCAUCGUGGCAUGCUCCGUGGCUGGCGUGGCCGCCCUCGCUGUGGCCGCUCUCUGCUGGUACAGGCUGCAGCGAGACAUCCGCCUGACCCAGAAGGCCGACUACGCAGCCCCGCAGGCGCCGGGCUCCCCAGCAACUCCCGGGAUCUCGCAGCCCGGGGACCAGCGGCUGGCGCACAGCGCCGAGAUGUACCACUACCAGCACCAGAGACAGCAGAUGCGGUGCCUGGAGCGGCAUAAAGAGCCGCCCAAGGAGGUGGACUCAGCCUCCUCGGAUGAAGAGAAUGAAGAUGGCGACUUCACGGUGUACGAGUGCCCGGGCCUGGCCCCGACCGGAGAGAUGGAGGUGCGGAACCCGCUGUUCGACCAUUCCUCGCUGUCGGCUCCUCUGCCACCCCCACCGCAGUGACCCAAAGGCGGAGGCUCCUCUUGAGGACCCUGCGGCCCCGGGUGGGAGGGCAGGUACUGGCUUUUCCCAAUAAAGACACCGUGUUCUGACACUG
Molecule: messenger RNA, 1282 nt
Organism: Rhinolophus ferrumequinum (greater horseshoe bat)
Lineage: Eukaryota; Metazoa; Chordata; Mammalia; Chiroptera; Rhinolophidae
Gene: NPDC1
Product: neural proliferation, differentiation and control 1
Exons: 9
Coding region: 211-1188 (325 amino acids)
Cellular component (GO): membrane
Source: RefSeq, a predicted model, not a curated record